Medioppia subpectinata is the source of this 903-nucleotide messenger RNA. The record is from the annotation of a GenBank genome assembly. Lineage: Eukaryota; Metazoa; Arthropoda; Arachnida; Sarcoptiformes; Oppiidae.
AUGGUGAGAUCUAUCAUGAUGAUGAUAGGUUACGUACGGGAGUCAUCAGACGAGGCCCGGAUGAUUCUGCUAAACCGUCAUAAUGACCAGGAGGCCAAUAACCUGAGCCAUACGUGCUUACAGGCCUCGUCCGGGCCAUACGUGCUUACAGGCCUCGUCCGGGGUCAGUCGAUGCAUCGGAUUCCACCUAGUCACGUUGUUGGGGGCACAGGGGGUACGGGUGGCCCAAACCCGUUACCUGAGCCCAAAUGUCAUUACGGCAAUUGCCACCCAACGGAUCCCAAGAAACUGAACGUACAUUUAGUGCCUCACACUCACAACGAUGUCGGUUGGCUCAAGACGUUGGACCAGUACUACUGGGGCUCCAAACAGGGCGUACAGAACGCCGGCGUUCAGUAUAUACUCGAUUCGGUGGUACAGGCGCUCGACGGAGAGCCCGAUCGCCGGUUCAUAUACGUCGAGACGGCAUUCUUCUGGAAGUGGUGGACACAUCAGACCGAUACUGUCAAAGACACUGUCAAACGAUUAGUUAAUAAUGGUCAGUUAGAGCUGAUCAGCGGUGGCUGGAGUAUGAACGACGAGGCGAACUCACACUACAGCGCAAUCAUCGAUCAGAUGACGUGGGGCUUCAAACGGCUCCGGGAUAUACUGGGCGAGCCCUGCGGUGUGCCCCGUAUCGGGUGGCAAAUAGACCCCUUCGGCCACAGCCGAGAACAGGCCUCCCUAUUGGCACAGAUGGGCUUCGAUGGCAUGUUUUUCUCGAGACUGGACUACGAGGACAGGGAUAAGAGGGUCAGAGACCGGACCCUAGAGAUGGUUUGGCGCGGAAGCGAUGACAUACCCGGCGAGCGCUCGGACCUGUUUACCGGUGCCAUGUAUUUGGGAUAUGUUAUAAGGGAUUAA